Raphanus sativus (radish) is the source of this 3614-nucleotide messenger RNA. Its product is annotated as phytosulfokine receptor 2. The transcript is spliced from 2 exons. Gene Ontology annotation, biological process: protein phosphorylation. The record is from RefSeq and is a predicted model, not a curated record. Lineage: Eukaryota; Viridiplantae; Streptophyta; Magnoliopsida; Brassicales; Brassicaceae. The coding region runs from base 559 to 3534 and encodes 991 amino acids. Gene Ontology annotation, molecular function: protein binding; ATP binding; protein kinase activity.
AAGCUAAUUAGCAACUCUCACUGUUCUUGAGAAAACGAAACCAACUCUCCUCUCCUUUUCUUCUCAAAAACAUCUUCUUUCUAUUGUCUUCUCCAAUCAAUUUUGAAAUUAAAAACAUUGACAAACUUUUAAACCUCAACUGCUCUUCUCUCUGUUUCACUUUCUAGACUGUUCUUGUCUCACCACGAAAAAGACCUGCACUUGCAGACUAUACACUCUAUAAACCCUCCAAACAAAAAGUGUUUGGCAUCAUCAUUGUUUCCCUGAGAGAGAAGAAAAAGAUCAUUCAAUGUCUCAGUGGCGGUUGUGAACUCGAAAGGUCUUAGCUUUACCUUGGAAAGCUCUGCAAUUUAGGGUUUUUGUUGGCCAAAAUUGCUUAACGGAAGAUACGUUUUGCUCUUCUCAAUUCGCUUUCAUCACAAUGUUGCUUCAAUCACAAGUUGUGCAAAGCUCUACUCUUUUUGGGACAUGAGCAUGUGACUCUGUGAGUCUUCUUCUUCAUGAGCCCUUAAGUAAAGCAAAAAACGAGAAGACUCUUGUCUGUGUGUUAGUUAAGUCAUGGUGAUCAUUCUCCUAGUGAUGUUCUUCUUUCUUGGUUCAACCCUGAGCCAACCUACGCUCACAUGUCAUCCCACCGACUUAUCUUCCCUCAGAGAGUUCGCAGGAGCGUUGAAGAACAGGUCCGUCACCGAAUCUUGGUUCAACCAUUCAACUUGUUGCGAGUGGAGUGGUGUCAAUUGCGAUGCUUCUGGUCGAGUCACAAAGCUGGUUCUGUCUGAAAAGGGUUUAGAAGGUGUGGUCUCAAGCUCUCUAGGCGAGUUGAGUGAGCUGAGACUACUCGAUCUCUCUCAUAACCACCUCAAAGGCGAAUUGCCCUCAGAGAUCUCCAAGCUGCAUCAGCUUCAAGCUCUUGACCUGAGCCAUAAUUCACUAACCGGGAACCUAUCCAAACUCGGAGCGUUCCCUCGUCUUGUGAUGCUUAACGUAAGCAACAACUUGUUGGAAGGUGAGAUUCAUCCUCAGCUAUGCGGUGAGGUUCUUGAUUUAUCGAUGAACCGUCUCGUUGGGAGUCUCGAUGGACUGUACAGCUGCAGUAACUCUACUCAGGUCUCAGUCUCUGGAAACUACUUAUCAGGAGAGUUAAGCGAGAAGCUGAGCAGCCUCACUGCUCUCAAGUCUCUCUUGAUAUCCGAGAACCGGUUCUCUGGUGAGAUACCAGAUGUCUUUGGUAACCUCACUGAACUCGAACACAUAGACAUAAGCUCCAACAAGUUCUCAGGAGAGUUUCCUCCAAGCUUAUCUCACUGUACCAAACUCAAGGUUCUUGAUCUCAGGAACAACUCGCUAACCGGUCCUGUUGAUCUCAACUUCACUCUGUUUCAAGACCUAGCCGUUCUUGAUCUCGCAAGCAAUCAUUUCUCCGGACAUCUCCCUGACUCUCUCGGUUAUUGCUCAGACAUGAAGAUCUUGAGCUUGGCGAAAAACGAGUUCACCGGAAAGAUCCCCACCACGUUCAAGAACAUGAAGUCUCUUCUGUUCCUGUCCUUAUCCAACAACAGCUUCGUGGAUUUAUCAGAGGCCAUGAACGUGCUGCAGCAUUGCAGGAACCUCUCAACUCUCAUCCUCUCUAAGAACUUCAUGCGAGAGGAAGUGCCGAGAGACGUCACCGGAUUCGACAACCUCGCCAUCUUAGCCCUCGGAAACUGCGGUCUCAGAGGUCGCAUUCCCAGCUGGCUGCUGAGCUGCAAGAAGCUGCAAGUUCUUGAUCUCUCUUGGAACCGCUUCUACGGAACCAUCCCUAGCUGGAUCGGUCAGAUGGAGAGUCUCUUCUACAUAGACUUCUCAAACAACACGUUAACAGGACACAUCCCUGUGGCCUUGACCGAGCUCAAGAGCCUGAUCCAUCUAAACUGUACAGACUCCUCUCAGAUGAUAGACUCUUCAGGGAUACCUCUCUACGUGAAGAGGAACAAGAGCUCUCACGGUCUUCCUUACAACCAAGUCUCGAGAUUCCCUCCUUCCAUCUACUUGAACAACAACAGACUCAACGGGACGAUCUUGUCAGAGAUAGGACGGUUGAAAGAGCUUCACAUGCUGGAUCUGAGCAGGAACAACUUCACCGGGGAGAUACCUAACUCCAUCUCAGGUCUCGACAACUUGGAGCUUCUUGAUCUCUCUUACAAUCACCUCAACGGUUCCAUCCCUCUCUCCUUUCAGAGCCUCACUUUCUUGUCGAGGUUCAGCGUCGCUUAUAACCGUCUCACGGGCGCUAUUCCAUCGGGUGGUCAGUUCUACAGCUUCCCUCACUCCAGCUUCGAAGGAAACUUGGGACUCUGUCGCGCCAUUGACUCUCCCUGCGAUGUUCUCAUGAGUAGUAACGUGUUGACACAUAAAGGCGCUUCACGUAGUGGUAGUAAUGGAAAGUUUGGGAGAAGCAGCAUUGUUGUGCUUACAAUAAGUCUUGCCGUGGGGAUCACGCUUCUUCUCUCGGUUAUUCUACUAAGACUCUCGAGAAAAGAUGCUGCUGAUGAUGAUGAUAGAGUCAAUGUUUUUGAUGAGGAAGUCAUCAACAGCGAGGUUCUUCAUAAAGCUCCUCCCAUGUCGUCGUCAAAGAUAGUUCUCUUCCAUAGCUGUGGAUGCAAAGACCUGAGCGUGGCGGAUCUGCUCAAGUCCACGAACGGUUUCAGCCAAGCAAACAUCAUAGGAUGCGGCGGGUUCGGUCUCGUCUACAAGGCCAAUCUACCCGACGGCUCUAAAGCGGCGGUCAAGAGGCUUUCGGGUGACUGCGGGCAGAUGGAACGUGAGUUCCAAGCAGAAGUGGAAGCGCUGUCACGUGCGGAGCACGUGAACCUCGUCUCUCUUCAGGGAUACUGCAAGCACGGGAACGAUCGGCUGCUUAUCUACUCGUUUAUGGAGAACGGGAGCUUGGACUAUUGGCUGCACGAGCGUGUCGAUGCGAACACCUCUCUUAAAUGGGACGUGAGGUUGAAGAUAGCUAAAGGAGCGGCGCGUGGGCUUGCUUACUUGCAUAAAGACUGUGAGCCUAACGUUAUCCACAGGGACGUGAAGUCGUCUAACAUUCUGUUGGACGAGAGCUUCGAAGCUCAUCUCGCGGAUUUCGGGUUAGCCAGGUUGCUUAGGCCGUACGAUACUCACGUGACGACUGAUUUGGUGGGGACGUUGGGGUACAUUCCUCCGGAGUAUAGCCAGUCUUUGAUAGCCACGUGUAGAGGAGAUGUUUAUAGUUUCGGUGUGGUGCUUUUGGAGCUUGUUACGGGUAGGAGACCGGUGGAAGUGUGUAAAGGGAAGAGCUGUAGAGAUCUUGUGUCUAGGGUGUUUCAGAUGAAGGCUGAGAAGCGUGAAGCUGAGCUUAUUGAUGAGGCGAUACGGGAAGAUGAUGUGGAUGAGAAAGAGGUUUUGGAGAUGUUGGAGAUUGCGUGCAGAUGCAUUGAUCAUGACCCUAGAAGGAGACCGUUGAUUGAAGAGGUUGUUGCUUGGCUUGAAGAUGUCCCAGUAGAGUCUGUUAAACAGUAGUGUUAAUCCUUUUGUAAGGAUCUUUUGUUAGUUCUUUAAUGUAAGAUCACUGGUUUUUUGGUUAGAGAAGCUUUGGGGUA